CCUUACGCGUUAUUCUCUAUGGAUGAGCUUGCUGGAAUUAGUUUACUCGUUGUUCCAUUACAGAUUAUGAAGUGAUUGUUUUGCUGUAAUUAUCCGUUCUUGCUGGUUCUUUUACGUUGUUUUUCUGCUUUAUUGCUAGUUACAGUGCUGGAUUUAGGGUUUUUAACAUUUUCUGGUCCUGUUUUUGGGGCUUUAGAUUGUGGAUGUCCUAUUUCAUCUGUUGAGUGUUUAAAUGAUCGAGAAAAAGUUUGAGGAGUUUGAGAUUUGAGGUUUUUUUUUUUUAUACGUAAUGGUGGAGAUGUGAGAUUGUUUCCAAAUUUGGGGAAAAUGGAUUCAUUCAAAGGAUUGGGAAUUGUGUUGAGCUUUGUUUUUGGAUUCCUUCUGUUUGCUCUCUUUGCAGAGCUUUUCUAUUUUCUUUGGUGGAAGAAAAGAAGAUUCACUUCAGAAGAUGAAGAUAAAUUCACCAAAUAUGUAAAGAAAUUCUUUCGCCAUAUUUGUUUGAAUUGGAAAAGGAAUUCUUCUUCUUCUUCUUCUUUUUCUUCUCCUCUGCAAUUCAACGAUUCCAGAGGAAAUCAAUUGAAUUCAGAGCUGAGAAAUCAAGAAUCUGAGAUUGAAAAUGGCUGCAACAAGGAUUUGUUGUUGUUGAAGUCAGGUGGAGGAGAUGGGGCGGCGGGGGCGUUAGAUCCGGCGAGGCUGUAUAAUCUUUUAGGGCCACCGAGCUUUCUUUGUUCCAUUAAAGAGGAAACCAAAGAAGAUUUAGAGUCUGAAGAUAGAAGUAGGAAGGGAUCGAGAGCAAGAAGCUUAAGUGAUAUGUCUCAUUUUGUGUCCCCUUUGCCUUCUCCUCCAUUGAAAGCACCAUGUCCAUUAAACCCUUUCAGUUCUUUCAAACACCCUGAAUUCAAUAUAAACACUGUGACUCUCUUUGAAUCAUCAGCAGAAUUAGAUUUGAACAUGGGUUUACCUUCAUCUCCUUCAAAAUUUAGGUUCCUAAGGGAGGCAGAAGAGAAACUGUACAGAAGAUUAACUGAAGAAGCUCUGCAUAAGGCCUGUAAAAAUGGUGGGUCAGCUCAGGAUUCUGAAACUAAAGCCAUUUCCAAUCCCAAAAUGAUAGUUGUAGACGACAACGAUAACGACAACAACCGGUUUUGGUGUACAAAUGAGAAAAAGCCUCAAUAUCAUCACAUGUCACAGUGUUCUUCAAGUUCUUCACAGGUUCUUCCUCUAGCUUCUUCUCCUUCAGGGCAUAGAUUUGAUAAUGUUUCAUUACAUAGGUCUUAA
Messenger RNA from Cucurbita pepo subsp. pepo (vegetable marrow), 1278 nucleotides. The record is from RefSeq and is a predicted model, not a curated record. NCBI's taxonomy places the organism in Eukaryota, Viridiplantae, Streptophyta, Magnoliopsida, Cucurbitales, Cucurbitaceae.